Messenger RNA from Penicillium maclennaniae, 1626 nucleotides. RefSeq names its product URC4/urg3 family protein. The transcript is spliced from 2 exons. The coding region runs from base 1 to 1626 and encodes 541 amino acids. NCBI's taxonomy places the organism in Eukaryota, Fungi, Ascomycota, Eurotiomycetes, Eurotiales, Aspergillaceae. The record is from RefSeq and is a predicted model, not a curated record.
AUGGGCCUCUUCAAGCGCAACUCGAAAAACAGCGAAAAGGACGAGAAUGAAUCCUUCGUCUCUGUCAACAGCGCUCGAAAUUCCAACACCUCGUUAAGGUCCCCCGGUUACAAGGGUAGUGGUCUUCCGGCAUCCAUCCCUGAGCUCCCCAUUUCAAACCCGCCGGACCCAGCAUUAGACCCCGCCGCCUAUCUCCGAAGCAUCCAUGCCGUACGCGAACGCGCAGCGCUGGUCAUGGGUAGAGCCAGGUGCAAUCGACUGAACCACUUCGAUGUCGACAUGAGCAAACUCAAGGCCACUGCGUCCUAUGUUGUGUCGAUCAUCAAGGUAAACAUGGCCCCCUCCGAUCCACUGGACCCGAACUUUCAAAGCCGGUUUCUAACCCCUAUAUCGUGGAAAAAGCGCGACUAUGCGCCCGAUUACGCAAGCAUUCCGCCUCACGGCCGCUGGCAACAUUUCGAUGUCGGUGGUAGGCCCCGAAUUAAUCAGCUCCUCCAGUCAUGGCCGAGCAGUGUUGACGCUCAGGAGCGGACGCGCCGCUUGAUCGACCUAUUCGUGGUGUCGGUACUGCUCGAUGCCGGAGCCGGUAAUAAUUGGUCCUACAAAUCCAAAGAGUCUGGCAAAAUCUACGGACGGAGUGAAGGUUUGGCUGUCGCCAGCUUGGAGAUGUUUAAGUCAGGUCUUUUCAGCGGCGAUCCGACAGAGCCGUGCCAGGUGGAUGGUGCCGGAUUGAAAAGGGUGACAGUCGAAAAGUUGGCCAAGGGGAUGCAACAUUCCGAUCAGAAUCCGCUGGCCGGGCUGGAAGGUCGCACUGGCCUGUUGGUGCGAUUGGCAGAAGCUUUGAAUAACCAGGAUUUCUUUGGCGUGGAUGCCCGGCCUGGAAACAUGCUCGACUACCUGCUUGGUCAUCCUUCGACGCUGGCUUCAUCCGUCCCCAUUGUCCCUAUAACCACACUAUGGUCUGUUCUCAUGGAUGGCCUCUCAUCAAUCUGGCCCGAGUCGCGAACCCAAAUCGACGGUGCGACUAUCGGGGAUGCAUGGCCCUGCUCGAUCCUCCCCCGAUCUCCGCCCUCGCAGCCGUGGGAGACUAUCAUGCCGUUCCACAAGCUGACGCAGUGGCUUUGCUACUCGAUUAUGGUGCCAAUGUCGAAAUUGAUGAAUAUCCACUUUGCCGGCAGUGAAUUAUUGACGGGUCUUCCUGAAUACCGUAAUGGCGGCCUUCUGAUCGAUAUGGGUCUAUUGACUCUGAAGGGACCAGACUUGGAGCGUGGCAUUCGAGCAUACAAGGAGAAUGCGCAGAUAAAGGGUCAGCCCAGUGUGGAGGUGGUGCCGCUCUUUUCUACCGACGACGACGUAAUUGUGGAAUGGCGCGCUGCCACUGUUGGCUUCCUGGACGAGCUACUCGAUGAGGUUAACUCCCAGCUGGGACUUAGUGGUUCCGAGGAGCAAUUGACGCUGGCCCAAAUGCUGGAAGCUGGCACAUGGAAGGUCCGCAUUCCUUUCUUUCUUCCCACGAAACGCAUUUAUGCUAACUUCAACCAGGGCGGUCGUGAAAUCGCCGAAGUUUCCAGGCCCAACACUAAGGAGCCGCCCAUUAUGAUUCGUUCCGACGGCACGGUCUUCUAA